Messenger RNA from Cucumis melo (muskmelon), 1792 nucleotides. Its product is annotated as F-box protein PP2-A15. Gene Ontology annotation, molecular function: protein binding. The transcript is spliced from 3 exons. Bases 630 to 1511 code for a protein of 293 amino acids. The record is from RefSeq and is a predicted model, not a curated record. Lineage: Eukaryota; Viridiplantae; Streptophyta; Magnoliopsida; Cucurbitales; Cucurbitaceae.
AUUUAUUACCCACUAACGGAACAAGACGAUAACAUCAAAGCCUUCCACUUGCUCUCCAUCUACGAUCCAUAUUCCAUAGUGCCCUGAGUGGGGCUUCAAAGUUCAUCAAUGGCAGAAAUGAAAAAUAAACCCAAAUUCCAAGUCAUCUCAAGCUGUAAUUCCAACGACCCACCAAUUAAUCGUCUUCUUCCACCUCCUUUUCCCUCUUCUCUGUUCUCAAUUUCUCGCGGUCCAUUUCCAACCCAUCUGGUCUCAGCCCUUCAAAGGAAAAAAAUUAAAAAAAAAAUUCGACGCGUGGUUUCCUUUCUCUUCCUUGCUUUUCUUGUAGUUCGCUACUUGCUACCUCUUUUGGUUUUUGCCCCCAUUUGUUUUUCCCCCACCUACUUUCCUGUCCGGAAAAGGCAAAAGUUCUCUUUAGAAAUUCUAUUCAUUUGUGGGUUUUCAUCGAAAUCCGUGUCUCGGUUUGAAUUUUUUAUUACUGCUGGACGAGGGACGUGGUUUUGUGAUUAAACCCAUCUUCAAAAAGAUUUUCUUUUCUUUUCUUUUUUUGCCGCCGGUGAUGAAGCGAUGACUUGAAGAAAUUGUGGGAAAUUUUGUGGUCUUGAUUUGGGACUCUGCCGUCGACGGCGAUGGGGGCCUCGCUUUCGAACAUGGGUGAAGCUGUUAAUGGCUCCACCAUCGGUCCUGGCCUCGGGGACAUACCAGAGAACUGUGUGGCACGUGUUUUUCUUCACCUUACUCCGCCGGAGAUUUGCAACCUUGCGCGGCUUAACAGAGCGUUUCGCGGCGCCGCCUCGUCGGAUGCUGUUUGGGAAACGAAAUUGCCUUCAAAUUAUCAAGAUCUUUUGGAUUUCUUGCCUCCCGAACGGUAUCAAAAUCUGUCAAAAAAGGACAUAUACGCGCUGCUAUCUCGCCCUGUGCCAUUCGAUGAUGGAAAUAAGGUGGAGGUGUGGCUGGACAGAAUUACUGGAAGGAUUUGCAUGUCGAUAUCAGCGAAGGGCAUGGCUAUAACUGGAAUUGAUGAUAGAAGAUACUGGAAUUGGAUUCCUACUGAAGAAUCUCGGUUCAAUGUUGUGGCAUAUCUGCAGCAAAUUUGGUGGUUUGAAGUAGAUGGGAUGGUGAAAUUUCCUUUUCCUGCUGAUAUCUAUACACUAACCUUCAGGCUUCACCUUGGGAGGUUCUACAAGCGGCUAGGCCGACGUGUAUGCAGCUUCGAGCAUACUCAUGGUUGGGAUGUAAAGCCUGUACGGUUCGAAAUGUCUACUUCUGAUGGACAGCAAGCAACACACGAAUUCUGUUUAGACGAGCAUGGAUUUAUUGAUGUAAGUGGACACCGCAAGCGGGGGUCAUGGAUAGAAUACAAGGUAGGUGAGUUUUUGGUCAACAAGUCAGGAUCAACCACGGAAAUUAGAUUUUCCAUGAAACAGAUCGACUGUACGCAUUCUAAAGGCGGACUUUGUGUAGAUUCUGUAUUUAUCAUUCCCAGCAUCUUGAAAGAGCGUAAAAGAUGAGGAAUAUCAAAAAGAAAAAGAAAAAAAAGUAGUCAACAGAAGAUGUUUCUGUAAUUCUUCUUGGUUACCUCAAAAGAUUAUAACAUGGAAAUUUACAGGUUAUAUACCAAUUUUAGGCAUUUCAGUCGCAUCGUCUUGGAUUCGAUAGUAGGUAGCGUUUUUUGUAUUUGUUAUGUACAUUCUGUUAUCAUACAAACUGAUCAGUUUUGUUACAUUGUGUACAAUUAACUUGAGGCUGACAAGAUUUAGGAGAAUUUGACUUAUUUCUUUGGUUAUUCAAA